Saccoglossus kowalevskii is the source of this 347-nucleotide messenger RNA. Its product is annotated as probable ATP-dependent RNA helicase DDX43-like. The record is from RefSeq and is a predicted model, not a curated record. NCBI's taxonomy places the organism in Eukaryota, Metazoa, Hemichordata, Enteropneusta, Harrimaniidae.
CUACUCCUGGGAGGCUGAAUGAUUUAAUACAAGCUGGUGUCAUCAAUGUUAGCAGUAUUACUUAUCUGGUUCUAGAUGAAGCUGACCGAAUGCUUGAUAUGGGAUUUGAACCACAGAUAAUGAAGAUUAUAUUAGAUAUCAGACCAGACAGACAAACUAUUAUGACAAGUGCAACAUGGCCUGAAGGUGUACGUCGUCUUGCUCGUUCUUAUAUGAAGGACCCUAUACAAGUACAUGUUGGAUCAUUGGAUCUUGCCGUAAGUAGUCUUGUGAAGUCUCUUGUUCACAGAAGUGUAUAUCGCUUAAUGGAACAUAGGUGUCUUGUUGCAGGCAAAGUAUUGCUACAC